Pseudomassariella vexata is the source of this 2041-nucleotide messenger RNA. Its product is annotated as putative MFS transporter. The record is from RefSeq and is a predicted model, not a curated record. Gene Ontology annotation, cellular component: membrane. Bases 213 to 1895 code for a protein of 560 amino acids. Gene Ontology annotation, biological process: transmembrane transport. The transcript has 9 exons. Lineage: Eukaryota; Fungi; Ascomycota; Sordariomycetes; Amphisphaeriales; Pseudomassariaceae. Gene Ontology annotation, molecular function: transmembrane transporter activity.
AGGAUUUUGGUCGUCACGUCAUCGGGAAUCCGCGCCUUUUGGGUAAGGGUACAUCAUCACGCCAUACAGGGCUCAGAUUCGGGCAUGCGUGGCAUAGCGCAUAUAAUAGACAUUGGUUGCUAGAUAAAAUAUCAGAUUGAUGUAAAAUAAGCAGAAUACUACGCUGCCUGUUGUGUUCCACCUGAACAACAAGGACUGAAGAAUAAAUCGCAAUGUCGGUACCACCAGUCCAAGGCGACAUCCCUGUAACCGACAACGUCACCGAAGGCGGCGCGGGCCACUUCAAAGUAAUCGAGACCAAGGGACACCACGACACGUACUUGAGCGAACAGUCCGAGCCCGAGCAUGACGGAUUCGACGGGAAUAAUCCCUUCGAGAACCCCGAUCAUGCGGAGCAUUGGAGACAGCUGUACGAGGACGCACAAUACGAAUGUCGCCAUGUGUUUGAUGCGGCAUUGACCUGGACCCAGGACGAAGAGAAGAGGAUUGUUCGGAAGCUGGAUUGGAGGGUUUGUCUUUGGGCUUGUGUCAUGUUCUUUGGUCUACAGGUCGAUCGCGGAAACCUGGUGCAAGCCGUGUCUGACAAUAUGCUCGACGAGCUUGGCUUGAAUACAAAUGACUACAACUAUGGCAACAGUGUCUUCUUGAUUUCCUUCCUCUUAGCUGAGCUGCCUUCACAAUUGGUAUCGAAGAAGUUUGGCCCAGACCGAUGGAUUCCUAUGCAGAUUUGUUUGUGGUCUAUCGUUGCAUGCUCGCAAUUCUGGUUGAAUGGGCGUGGCAGCUUUCUUGCGACGCGAGCUCUUCUGGGCGCCUUAGAGGGCGGGUUCAUCCCAGAUGUGGUGCUGUGGCUUAGCUAUUUUUAUACUUCGCGGGAACUACCCAUUCGACUUAGCUAUUUCUGGACGACACUAUCCGUGACAUCUAUUGUGACCUCCUUGUUAGCCUUCGCCCUGCUACACAUGCGCGGUGUCCUUGGCUACUCUGGAUGGCGCUGGCUCUUCCUCGUCGAAGGCCUAAUAACCCUUAUCGUCGGAAUCUCGUCCUUCUUCUACAUGCCCGCUUCCGCCGUGCAGACCAAAACAUGGUUCCGCCCCAACGGCUGGUUCACCGACCGCGAUGUUUCCAUCGUCGUCAACCGCGUGCUGCGCGACGACCCUUCCAAGGGCGAUAUGCACAACCGCCAGCCCAUCACUCCCGGAAGACUCUGGGAAGCGUUGAAGGACUAUGAUCUCUGGCCGCUGUACGCGCUGGGCUUGGUUAUAUUUAUACCGCAUGCGCCGCCGUCUAAGUAUAUUACGCUUACGCUUAAGUCGUUGGGGUAUGGUACUUUUAAUACGAAUCUAUUGACUAUUCCGUCUAGCAUUGGUCACAUCGUUACACUCAUCGUCAUCACCCGAGUCUCGGAAUACUUCAAUGAACGCACCCUGGUUUCAAUGUCCCAGCCUAUUUGGACUUUGCCAUGCAUGAUUGCGUUGCGCUUUUGGCCUGGGUCCAAUACCGACGCAUGGGGAACGUAUGCCGUGGUCACGGUUCUGCUCUCGUACCCUUACUGCCACGCAAUCCUCGUCGGUUGGACCUCUAAGAACUCCAACAACGUCGGCACACGCUCUGUCUCCGCCGCACUCUACAAUAUGUCAGUCCAACUCGACGGUAUCAUCGCCAACUUCAUCUACGUCGACGAAGACAAGCCACUAUACAGGCGCGGCAACGCCGUGCUUAUCGGCAUCAAUUUACUCGCCAUUUUGCUCUUUAUAUUCACGAAGCUAUACUACGUCUGGAGGAACAACCAGCGCGAUAGGGUGUGGUUUGCCAUGACCGAAGAAGAAAGGCGGCAUUACGUCCGGACCACCACGUUGCGAGGUAGUCGACGGCUGGACUUCCGAUUCGCUCAUUAAGUUGGAGCUUCCAACUCAGAUUGCGCAAGAAUUGGAGAAAAAUCAUGUCGCGAUGUGAGGAUGAAUGUUUUCGUAAUAAAUGAGUGUAAGAGUCACCGUAGGAGUGCCUCCUAGCCGUGUUACAAAACUCAGCAAUAUUGUGAGAG